AUGAAAAGAGUAAACCUAAUUUCAGUGUACACCUCAAAUGCAGAGCUCUCACCUUCGCCAUCUGCAUCACUUGCACAGCCGCCUCACACCGGCACCACAUUGUUUCACACAGCACAUUCACAAGGCCCCGAAUCAGAUAUUAUUAUAAGAGUUUUGACUUGGAAAGAGAGACUCGGUAUUGCUCUAGAUGCCGCACGAGGACUGAAUUACCUGCAUUCUCACCGCAAUAUGCCGAUAGUUCAUAGAGAUAUAAAGCCAGCCAACAUUUUGUUAGACAAAAGAUUGCAAGCCAAGAUAGGUGAUUUUGGUAUUUCUAGAGCUUUUGCAACUGAAAGUAUCACUCAUGUAUCAACUUUGUCCAAAGGAACACUUGGAUACCUUGAUCCCGAUGAAGUUAAUAACCAGCGUAUCGAAAGCGUAGUGGAUCCAAAAUUACAGGGAAAGUACAAGAUGGAUUCUGUUAGGAAAGCCAUACAAACUGCCAUGGCUUGUGUGCCUCUAACCGGAGCCGAAAGGCCAGACAUAGAUGUUGUCUAUAAGGAUUUAGAGCAAUGCUUGAAAAUGGAGUCGGCUCCUGAUCCCGAACCAAGGACUACAGUGAGCGAUGAUAUUACAUUUCCAACGAGCAGCAACGUCUAA
This is a messenger RNA of Prunus armeniaca (apricot), 639 nucleotides long. Lineage: Eukaryota; Viridiplantae; Streptophyta; Magnoliopsida; Rosales; Rosaceae. The record is from the annotation of a GenBank genome assembly.